Messenger RNA from Helianthus annuus (common sunflower), 3290 nucleotides. RefSeq names its product protein CHUP1, chloroplastic. The transcript is spliced from 7 exons. Bases 745 to 3021 code for a protein of 758 amino acids. The record is from RefSeq and is a predicted model, not a curated record. Gene Ontology annotation, cellular component: chloroplast outer membrane. NCBI's taxonomy places the organism in Eukaryota, Viridiplantae, Streptophyta, Magnoliopsida, Asterales, Asteraceae. Gene Ontology annotation, biological process: chloroplast organization.
UAGAGUCAGCAAUAUAGAUAUAUAUCAGGCCCCACUUCAAAAAUAUGAUCGUUACAUUCAAAAAAGUGGUGCAUCUUCCAACCCCUUCUUCUCACAUUCGAAUUUCAAAUUUUCAAAUGCAAAAGCAUCAUUCUUGCUGAUGCAUCGUCUGACAGCUCGCCCCUUUUCUCGCCGUUCCGCUCCCUCAAACACAUCCCGAUGACAUUACCCUAAUUUAUUUAUUAAUCUUCCGAUUCAAUCUCCAAGUUUUGCGGUUUUCAAACCCCCACAUAACCCGUUCGACGAAUUGUUUCAUAAGUUCUUUUCAUUUUGUAGGUUUUUCAAACCUGCACAGAAGGUGUUCGACGAGUUGUUUCACAAGUAUUUUUCGUUUUGGGGGUUUUUUAAAGUUGCAUAGAAGGUGUUUGAUGAAUUGUAUGAAAAGUUUUCCAUUUUGGGGGUUUUUUAAAGUUGCAUAGAAGCUGUUCAACGAAUUGUUUAACAAUUUUUUUUCAUUUUGGGUUUUUCUUAAACUUGCAUAGAAGCUGUUCGAUGAAAUGCUUGAUAAGCUUUUGACAUUUUGGGGUUUUUUAAAAGUUGCAUAGAAGCUGUUCAACGAAUUGUUUGAUAAGUUUUUUUCAUUUUGGGGUUUUUUAAAGUUGCAUAGAAGCUGUUCGAUGAAAUGCUUGAUAAGUUUUUGACAUUUUGGGGGUUUUUAAAAGUUGAAUAGAAGCUGUUUGACGAACUGUUUGAUAAGUUUUUAAAAUGGGGGAAACCAAGGAGAACAAGUUGAAGCCACCGUCGAAGUUUUCGGAUGAGAAUCAAGCGCCGUUAAAGCCUAGAAACAGCAAUGUGCAGUCGAAUUUGAAGCCCAGAUCGAUUUGGGGUUCCAACAUUGUGAAAGGGUUUUCAGCUGAUAAGAAAACCAGAUCGCAACAAGUUGGUAAGAAAUCGCAACAACAACCGCUUACUACAGUCUCCAACACGAAUUCGAAAAACCCUUUUGCUCAGAAUCGAACAAAACGGUCACUUAUCGGAGAUUUAUCCUGUUCUGUCACUGCUACACAAGUUCAUCCACAAGGGCUGUAUAAAUCAUCGUCUUCAUCAGGUUCUCGUGAUCUGUUUGCCGAGCUUGAUCAGCUCAGAAGCUUGCUUCAAGAAUCUAAAGACAGAGAAGCCAAACUGCAGGCUGAGUUAGGUGAUUUCAAGAAGAAAAACCUCAAGGCUUUGGAGCUCGAACAAGCGGUUGAAUCGAAGACUAGUGAAAUAGAAACUCUCAAAAGCAAAAUCGAUUUGCUCGAAUCGGAAAACGCCAGUCUUUCUGAGCAGUUGAAUUCCCAGCAGUUGCAAGAAAAUAUAGCAAAGGGGGUUGUUAAUGGUGUUGAGGUAGAUGUUCUUAAGUUGAGAAGGCUGAAUGCUGAGCUUCAUCUUCAAAAGAGAAAUCUUUGUUUCAGAAUCUCUUCAAUGGAGUCAGAACUAGCUGCCAUAGCCAAAGAUUCUGAGAAUGAAUUCGUUCAGAAGAUCAAAGCGGAGGCAUCUAUGUUACGACAAACAAACGAAGAUUUAUGUAAACAAGUUGAAGAUCUACAAGUAAGUCGAUUAAACGAGGUUGAGGAGCUUGUCUAUCUUAGAUGGGUCAACACCUGUCUUAAAAACGAGUUGCAAAAUUCGACGUUUGUAAGUUCCGAAGUAACAUCAAGUCCAGCUUCCGUUGAAUGGCUCAACGGUUCCGUAUCAAGUGACGGAAGUUCCGAACACGGUAGUACCCAAAAAACGUUAAGUUUGAUUAAGAAAAUGAAAAAAUGGCCCGUUCUUGAUGAAGAAACGAAUGUCUCGGAACCGAUUAACUCUAAACUGAAUCUCGGUUGGUCAGACGGAAGACGACAUUCAAUCAGUGGAGCUAAUUGCUGUCAAGAAGAUCUUGUAGUGAAUAAACGAAGACAAUCUGACGGUUUUAUAUGUAUAACGGAAACGGAUGGUGUAAAUGAUUUGAAUGUGAUCCAAGGGUCACAAUUGCGUGAAGCUACGAAACUGAAAACGUUUUUGGACGUUGAAAAACGGGCGUUGCGUGUUCCUAACCCUCCUCCGAGACCGUCUAGCUUUACUUCUAAGGAACAUACGGAGGUUAGUAAUCAAGUACCACCGCCACCACCACCACCACCACCGCCGCCGCCGCCUCCACCGCCACCACCUCCGAAGUUCACGGGGAGAAACAACGGUGGAGGGGUUGUUCAACGAGCUCCGGAAGUGGUUGAGUUUUAUCAUUCGCUUAUGAAAAGGGACUCCAGGAAAGAUCCGUUAAAUGAUGGGAUCUGUGAUGCGCUAGAUGUGAAUAAUGUUCGAAAUAGUAUGAUUGGUGAAAUCGAAAACCGAUCGUCACAUUUGCUUGCUAUAAAGGAGGAUGUUGAGACUCAAGGGGAAUUCGUGAAUUCGUUAAUACGGGAGGUCAACAAUGCGGUUUAUCCGGAAAUAGAAGAUGUGGUGGCUUUUGUGAACUGGCUGGAUGAUGAACUUGGCUUUCUUGUGGACGAGAGGGCUGUGCUGAAACACUUUGAUUGGCCGGAGAAGAAAGCCGACACAUUAAGAGAGGCAGCGUUUGCGUAUCGAGAUCUAAAGAAGCUGGAGCAUGAAAUUUCAAAUUACAAGGACAAUUACCACAUACCCUGUGACUUGGCGUUGAAGAAAAUGGUCUCCUUGUCUGAAAAGAUGGAGCGUAUCGUUUAUAACCUUCUUAGAACGAGAGAUACAUUGAUGCGUAAUUGCAAAGAGUUCCAUAUUCCUACUGAUUGGAUGCUUGAUUCAGGAAUAUUAAACAAGAUUAAGCUGGGAUCGGUUAAGUUGGCAAAGAAAUACUUAAAAAGAGUUGCUACAGAACUUCAAACGAAGGGAACAACCGAGAAAGAUUCUUCAAUGGACUAUAUGCUACUUCAAGGAGUGCGAUUUGCUUUCCGCAUUCAUCAGUUUGCUGGUGGAUUUGAUGUCGAUACAAUGCAUGCGUUCGAGGAGCUUCGCAACUUGGCUCUUGUUUUGAACAAAAAGUAGAAUGAAAAGAGGAAUUUUUUGGUGCAGGAAAUAUGGAUAUUUUUUUUUGUACAGGUUGUCAUUUAAGAUGUUAGUUUUGGUAUGAAGAAAGAAUGAAGGCUUGUUAAAUACAAAUGGGAUGGGAUGGGAUGGCAUGUGAUGAUAGAGAGGUCAUCAUCACCAUCACCAUCAUCAUGGUUAUCGUCAUUUGUUCCUACAAAAACAUAUAUGUAUUUGGGGUUCAAGAUUAGUUUGACCCAUGUUGACUUUAUCUUUCAUUUUCUUACACC